Messenger RNA from Chelonus insularis, 2829 nucleotides. RefSeq lists its product as uncharacterized. Gene Ontology annotation, cellular component: extracellular region. The coding region runs from base 29 to 1081 and encodes 350 amino acids. NCBI's taxonomy places the organism in Eukaryota, Metazoa, Arthropoda, Insecta, Hymenoptera, Braconidae. The record is from RefSeq and is a predicted model, not a curated record. The transcript has 5 exons.
CGUAACAGUCGCGCAUCCAGUCGUCGCGAUGGAGCUUCGCGAGCUGAGUGGUGGAACAGCGGAAGAAACUGUUGAACUUUUACGGAGCCAGGAUGACGACGAGAGUUAUUUUGUUGAAUAUGCAAUACAAAAAGCAAUUAUUAAUCGUAACCGAUGGCCUGCCAGUCGUCGUCUUUUAAGUCAAGUCGCGUUUACGGACACAGCAAACAGCAAUCAUCAACCACCAAAGGACUUUCCAGUCAUCAGUUUCAUUCAUACUGCUGGUCCAAACUGGCCUCCGUCACGAAAAAGAGAAGAGGCUCAAACAUUGGAGAACCUGAGGAAACGAGUGGAACAAUCAAAGUUGUACAAAGCAAAUCAAGUGUCUGAUCCGGGAGGCAAAACAUCUACUAAAGUUCAAUUGACCGAAGAACAACUCGAACAACUUGAUAAUAGACCAAAGCUUUUUAGAAAGAUAUUGAGCAACAAACCUAUGAGUAUAUAUCAUGACAGCAGUGACUUGGAAACAGACUGGAGAGAUAGCGAGUUUAUUACAGAAUGUCUCUGUUGGCACAAUGUAUAUCGCCAACGGCAUAAUGCUCCUCCUUUGACAAUGUCGCCAAAGCUGUGUGAAUAUGCACAAACGUGGGCAAACCAUCUAGCUCAUACUAAUACAUUUUACUAUCGGAACGAUCGAGAAGUCGGUCAGAACCUUUAUUGUAGACCAGGGGGUGCAGUUCCGGGUGACGUAACAGGCCAAGACGUUGCUUCAUACUGGUAUUCUGCAGUCAAACAAUAUGACUUUUCAAAAGAACCUGAUGUAUUACAUGCCAACGUCAAUGCAGGCCAUUUCACGCAGCUGAUAUGGAUGAGCAGUCGCUACUUUGGAGUAGGUAAAGCGCGAAGUCGAAGUGGCAAGAUCAUCGUGGUGGCAAAUUACGAACCAGUAGGUAAUACUUCAGGACAAUUCCAAAGGAAUGUACUUCCUCCGCUUCCUGAUUGUGGAAAUUUGCCGCUUCCACCACCACCAAGAAUCAGACAGUUUGAACCACCAGAAUCAGAUAUGUCAACAAGCAGUAACAGCUCGAUUAGCACGCAAUAAUAUAGACGAGCCAACUGCUUUUUAAAUUUCUGCGCGUUCUGGAGUGGAAGCAAACGAUAGUAAAAAUGUUUCAAAAUUCUCAGGCUAUCCAGGUAAAUGUGAUGGUAUUUUUACCGUUUGAAGUCCUUUUUUUGAUCAAAUAAUAAUGAGCGCAGAGAAGAAUUAAAAGCAGUGAUACAUCAGCUGAAUUCAUAAAACAAUCGAAGACAUUUUUUAUUACUAUAGUUUAUUCAACAAAGAGUUCAAGAAAAAACUAGAUGUAUCUAACGUGCGACCGAGUUAUAUAAAGGAUACAAAAUUUAUAGAAGAACGUGAAUAGAAAAGACAAUUAUAAAAAUGAGAGAAAAUUUCAAGAGAAAGUAUCUAUUACAAUAAUAAAAAUUGUUUCAAUUUGAAGUCCAAAGACAUUUAGAGAUAUGUUAAUUGGAAGCACUUUUUUGUUUCAUAAUUUAAGCAUUUAUCGCGAGGAAACUAGGGCAAAAUGAUCCUCUAGAGAAAAAAUGGUCCACCUUAAAGAGAUUUGAAAAUAAUUGAAAAAAAAUUUUUCAAAGCUGCUUUUGUACUCAACAAUAAUUUAUUGAUUCAUUUAAAUUAUAAUAAUAAUUCAUAAAAAAUUGUUUCAAUUUGACAGGAUCAUUUUGUUAUAAUUUUAAUAAUUUGAAUUGAAGACUUAAGCAAACGAUGAUGAUUUACUCUAGAUGAAAUGAGCACGUCAAAUCAUCUUCAUCGACUUAUGUCUUAAAUUAUCUAAAUAUAAAUUUAUCAUCCAACUGCAAAUUAUACAAAAAUAUAUGUUAGAGCUAGAAACUUCCUUAAAAAGUUUUUAUGAAUAUAUAUUAUUUAUGAUUUGAUGAAUGGCUAGUAAUAAGAUGCAAUUUUCCAGUGAUGAAUUAAUAUUUGAAUUAUCUAGUAUUUUGGUAAAUUAAAUAAAUAUUUUAUACAACCUCUGUGGGCCUUAAUACUAGCUUUGACUUGGCGUGAUUCAGAGCAAUUUGCACACUUUAUUCAACUGAAGUGUUAAGAUAAUGGAAGAGAUAUAUAAAUCACUUGUUAGAUCUUCAUGAGCAAUAAUUUCUGAAUUUUUAACUUCCCAGUAGGAAGUAAUUGUUUAUAAUUUUAUAAUCGAAUGUCAAUUCCUAGUUAAUAUUGAAAUGCGAUUUUUUACAAUAUUUAUGAAGAAGCAAAAGAGAAUUCGUUGCAACGACUUAAAUAACUGCAGUAAUCAUAAUUAUUAUAAAUCAUCACACUAAUUAUUAUAAUGGUAAUCAUUAUUGUUAUUAUUAUAGUAGGAGUUUUUAAAAACAAUAAUAUUCAUCUGUAGUAUCAUGCACCAAUCAACGCAAGGAAGAAGCAAUCUGAAAAGUUUAAAAAUUUUAGUAACUUUUGAGAGAAUCCAUUUCCGUGAUAUACAUCGAUUUUCAAUAAAACGUAGCUUUUAAUCUCUACUUCUAGUAUUCUUGAUGGAAUUUUUUUUAUUAUUAUUCUUCUAUUAUUCUGUAGAAUUGGGCAAGAAACGGAAAAACAAUUCCUUAAUUUUUGUUGGGAAGUUGGGAGUUUGAAUUUAUUCCUAGAGUGAAAAAGAAAUUCUUCAAAACAACUUAAAAAAGCACUUCUAAGUUUGAUCAUUCUGCUUUAAAGUCUUUUUUUUCUUACUUUACUUUUUAAAUUAGUUAUUAUUAUCUGUUUUAUUCUUUUUAUUUUAUUUAAUCGCUUUACGAGCUUCAAAAUCAUGACCCAAAAAUAUUUCA